AUGGAUAAAGGAAAUGCGCUUCUUGUCGGUGUUGGAGGAAGUGGUAAAUCAUCGUUAACACGUUUAGCUGCAUUUGCCGCUGGUUGUGAAGUAUUUGAAAUCAAAUUAAGUCGAGGUUAUAGUGAACCACAGUUUAGAGAAGAUUUAAAAAUACUCUAUAAUAAACUUGGAAUGGAAAAUAAGAAAGUUGUAUUUAUGUUUGGUGAUCAACAUGUAGCAGAAGAAGGAUUUUUAGAAUUAAUUAAUAAUAUUUUAACAACAGGAAUGGUUCCGGUACUCUUCGCUGAUGAAGAAAGAGAAGGCACUGUUGGAAAUAUUCGUGAUGAAGCAAUGAAAAAUGGUGCUAGUCCAGCAAAAGAAAGUAUUUGGAAAUAUUUUAUAACAAAGUGUUCAGUUAAUCUUCAUGUUGUAUUAUGCAUGUCACCAACGGGUGAUACUUUAAGAACAAGAUGUAGAAAUUUUCCCGGUAAAAUAUUUCUUAAUAAAAUUGUUAAAUCGAUCAUGUCAUACGUAUACCCUAGUAGAAUCCGCGCUUCAUUGCGCGUCGCGAAGCCAUAG
This is a messenger RNA of Didymodactylos carnosus, 558 nucleotides long. NCBI's taxonomy places the organism in Eukaryota, Metazoa, Rotifera, Eurotatoria, Philodinida, Philodinidae. The record is from the annotation of a GenBank genome assembly.